AUGGUGCUGCACUACGCGUGGGUGCUCGGGUUCGGCUUCGGCUGCCUGCCGUUCCGGACGGCCGUCACGUGGAUGCUGACGGCGCAGAUCUCCGGCGGGCUGUUCCUUUCGUUUGUGUUCGUGCAGAGCCACAACGCCAUGGAGAUCUACAACGAGGCCAAGGACUUCUACACCGCCCAGAUUGUGACCACGCGUAAUGUGAGUGACGGGCUGUUCAACGACUGGUUCACGGGCGGGCUGAACAAGCAGCUGGAGCACCACCUGUUCCCCACCAUGCCACGGCACCACCUGGGCAAGACGUGCAAGGCAGUGAAGGAGCUGUGCGAGAAGCACGGGCUUGCCUAUGAGAAGGUGUCCUUCGCCAAGGGCACCCUGUCCGUGCGCGCCUCGGCGUCGAAUGCGCCGGCAGUUGCGGAGGAAACGGCGGAGAAGACGGAGAAAGCGGAGAAGGGGGAUAAGAAAGCCUCUUCGCGGGGACCGUCGGCGGCGGGUCCGCCGGCGUCGGGGAAAGCGGGAGGUGCGGGGGGCAAGGCGGAAUUGAUCGACGUAUCACAACUGUUCGGGUUCGAGGAGGUGGACUACCCCGUGCUGGAAUCAGAGGAGCUCUUCGUGCGCAAGGCUGGCGAGGAGAUCACCCAGCAGCUGUACAACUUCGAGGACAAGGGCGGCCGCCGCGUGGCUCUGCGCCCCGAGCUCACUCCCUCGCUCGCCCGCCUCGUGCUGCAGAAAGGCAAGUCGCUGCCGCUGCCGGUGAAGUGGUUUGCGAUUGGGCAGUGCUGGCGCUACGAGCGCAUGACACGUGGCAGGCGCAGGGAGCACUACCAGUGGAACAUGGACAUCCUCGGAGUGCCGGGAGUGGAGGCGGAGGCGGAGCUGCUGGCGGCAGUGGUGGCGUUCUUCACACGCGUGGGGCUCUCCUCCAAGGACGUCGGCAUCCGCGUCUCCAACCGCAAGGUGCUGCAAGAGGUGGUGGAGGGCAGUGGUGUGCCCGCUGACAAGUUCGCAGCAGUGUGUGUGGUGGUGGACAAGAGGGACAAGAUCGGGGAGGGGGCGGUGGGGAAGGAGCUGGCGGAGCUGGGGGUGGAGGAGGCGGCAGCACGGGCCAUCCUCACCACCAUGAACAUCACAUCGCUGCAGCAGCUUAGAGAGCACAUGGCAGCGAGUGGGGGGCAGGAGGGCGGCAGUGCAGCGGUGGCGGACUUGGAGCGGCUCUUCUCCCUCGCCGAGGCACACGGCUUUGCCGAGUGGCUCGAGUUUGACGCCUCUGUUGUGCGCGGCCUCGCUUACUACACUGGCACCGUCUUUGAGGCGUUUGACAGGGAGGGGGAGCUGAGGGCCAUCUGUGGAGGGGGGCGGUACGACCGCCUGCUCUCCACCUUUGGGGCUGCCUCCGACACACCCGCCUGCGGCUUUGGCUUUGGGGACGCUGUCAUUGUGGAGCUUUUGAAACAAAGAGGCCUUUUACCAUCGCUCCAACAGACAGUAGAUGACAUUGUUGUUCCUCUUGACCAAUCACUCAACGGCGCUGCUGCAUCCGUGGCAGCUCGGCUACGCGAGAAGGGCAGGCGGGUGGACCUGGUGCUUGAGAACAAGCGGCUGAAAUGGGCGUUCAAGCAGGCUGAGAGAGUCAAUGCGUCAAGGAUGAUCAUUCUGGGUUCAACAGAGUGGGAAAGGGGGGUAGUCAAAGUGAAGGACCUUGCUGCUAGGGAAGAGGGUCGUGGUGGUUGCGAGGGCGAGGUCACCAAGGCUCGUGUCGCAGCCGUGGAGACCGUCGCCAGUAAUGCAGGCGGGCUCACGAAGCGAUCCGUCGCCGGAUCCAACGGCAAUGCGGCGAAGCAGUUCACCAUGGACGAGGUGUCCAAGCACAACCGCUCAGGGGACGCCUGGGUGGUCGUCCAAAACAAGGUGUACGAUGUGAGCGACUUCGCCGACCGGCAUCCAGGCGGGCGCGUGAUCUACUCGCUCGCGGGUCGCAACGCCACUGACGUGUUCGCCGCCUUCCACAAGCCGUCCACCAAAUCGUUCCUCGCCACGCUGCAAAUCGGCGAGCUCAAGGAAAGCGAGGUCGAGCCGACGGGCGAUCUGCUUAAGGACUUCCGCGAUCUGCGGUCGUCGUUCGAGGCGAAGGGGUACUUCAAGAGCAAUCCCGCGUAUUACCUGUUCAAAGUGCUGUCGACGUUCGCCAUUGUCGCCGCCAGCAUCGCCAUCAUCAUGUGGACCUCCGACCCGCGCUGGGUGCUCUUCUCCGGCAUGCUUCUCGGCCUCUACUGGCAACAAGUCGGCUGGCUCUCGCACGACUUCCUUCACCACCAGGUGUUUCAAUCGCGGUCCUGGAACACGUUCAUCGGCGGGUACAUCCACGGCAACCUGGCUAUGGGCUUCAGUACCAACUGGUGGAAGAACAAGCACAACACGCACCACGCCGUGCCCAACGAAUGCGACAAAGAGUACCGCCCAAUCGACCCCGAUAUCGACACGCUGCCGUACUUAGCGUGGAGCGAGGACAUUCUCGCGACCGUCAAGAGCAAGACCAUUCGCUCGCUGCUGCGCUACCAGAGCCCGCUCUUCUUCCCUAUCCUCUCCUUCGCCCGUUUCGCCUGGUCGUACGCGAGCCUGACUUACUGCUUCUCGGACGAGGUGCCUGAGAAGGAGCGCUUCUGGGAGCGGCUGUUCAUGGUGCUGCACUACGCGUGGGUGCUCGGGUUCGGCUUCGGCUGCCUGCCGUUCUGGACGGGCCUUAUGUGGAUGCUGACGGGGCAGAUCUGCGGCGGGCUGUUCCUGGCGGUGGUGUUCGUGCAGAGCCACAACGCCAUGGAGAUCUACAACGAGGGCAAAGACUUCUACACCGCCCAGAUUGUGACCACGCGUGAUGUGAAUGGCGGCUUCUUCAACGACUGGUUCACAGGCGGGCUGAACAGGCAGCUGGAGCACCACCUGUUCCCCACCAUGCCCCGACACCACCUGGGCAAGACGUGCAAAUCAGUGAAGGAGCUGUGCGAGAAGCACGGACUCGUCUAUGAGGAUGUGUCAUUUGCCAAGGGCACGUCGCUGGUGCUCGAGCAUCUCAGCAGAAUCGCAGAGAAGGCCUGA
This is a messenger RNA of Closterium sp. NIES-65, 3090 nucleotides long. The record is from the annotation of a GenBank genome assembly. Lineage: Eukaryota; Viridiplantae; Streptophyta; Zygnematophyceae; Desmidiales; Closteriaceae.